CCCGGCGAGUGGCAUAAAUCCAUAAAGCUAAGAGGUCGCCGCGAUAGUGCUUAUCGGUUAUCGCUUUGGAGGCGAAGAGAAAAUUUUAAAUUAAGUGUCGUUAAACUUUUGGAUAUGCAAACAAACUACUGAUACACUUUAUGGCAAUACUCAGGCGUACCAGAGUAACGCCGUCCAAAUAUUUACGCACACCAUAAGGUGCCAUAAAGCGUGAGACAAUCCGGCGAUGACGUUUACCACUUGGUUGGAGAUUCCGUCGAAGGUUUCCGCGUGGAGAACAUGUUUAUGCAUAUGAAAGUCGCCGCCACCGGCAGAUAAAGGGUCGGGCGCGAACAUGCCGGGCCAUAUAUAAAUCGGAGUCCGAGCUAGAACCCGACACAGUUCAAAUCUACCCACAUCCAGGGAAGCCCAAGCAGAACAGAAUGAAUCAAAAAGUGUUUCUAUUACUGGCCUCAGCCUUUGCCAUUUGCCAGGCACUGCCAUUUGUGUCCUACGAUGAUGUGGAUGAUACGGAAGUAGUGGAACUACCUGGAAAUGGUCUGGAGGAGCCACCGAAACUUGGCCAGGACAUGAUCAUAGAUCUAACUCCGUUCGGGGCGGCUCUAUUUGGCAAACCGGAUGAGAAGCAAACUGCUGUGCGAGUGGGCAACUUUUCAGAUGCGGAUGCUGUGAAUCCCGAAGAGCUGGGCAACUACCUGGAGGGCGACAUGCUGGUGCCCCAAACCGAUCUGAUCAUGAAAAACGGCCUGCCUACCCAAUCCUCCCGCUGGCCCAAUGGCAUUGUGCCCUACGAGAUUCGCGGCAACUUCAACUCCAAAGACAUGUCCACCAUUGAGAAUGCCAUUGCCGAGUAUCAUCGCCGGACUUGCAUCCGUUUUGUGAGGCGCAGCUCGGAGAGGGACUACAUUUCCAUAAAAGGAGACAACUCUGGUUGCUGGUCUUCAGUGGGUCGUGUUGGUGGCAAGCAGGAGGUUAACCUGCAGUCCCCAGGAUGCCUGAGUCGUCCCGGCACCGCCAUGCACGAACUGAUGCACGCGCUGGGUUUCCUUCACGAGCAGAACAGGAUGGAGCGGGACAACUACGUGGCUAUCCAAUACAACAAUGUUCAGUCCUCGGCGAGGAACAAUUUCGAGAAGGCCGCUCGGACGGAGGCCUUUGGCGUGCCCUACGACUAUGGCAGUGUGAUGCACUACUCUAAGAACGCCUUUUCCAUCAACGGCCAGCCCACCAUUGUUGCCAUGAAAGCUAAUGGCGCUGACAAAAUGGGCCAGAGAAAUGGUUUCUCCGACUUUGAUAUUGAAAAACUGAACCGCAUGUACAAUUGUGCAACUGUUGGCUCAGCUCCCUAUUCCCCAGUUGCCCCAGCUCCAGCUCCUUCUCCGGCCGCAGGAGCUGCUUCUGGAAGCGGUAACCCCAUUGUGGACAGCUUCCUUGGCGGACUGAUCAGCGGAUUGGGACUUGGCGAGGAAGAUAAGAAAGAGUAAUCUCUGCCCACUGAAUCUACUAGUUCAUACGGAUCAUCCCAGCUCGAAACUAUUUAAUUCAUCUCACCUAGAAAAUAUCUAGCACGAAUAUCUGAAUCUUAAAAUAAUACAUUUAGUCCCUAAAAAUGAAUUUAAUAAACUAGCAUGAAUAAAACAUAAA
Molecule: messenger RNA, 1644 nt
Organism: Drosophila ananassae
Lineage: Eukaryota; Metazoa; Arthropoda; Insecta; Diptera; Drosophilidae
Product: hatching enzyme 1.2
Exons: 2
Coding region: 423-1484 (353 amino acids)
Biological process (GO): proteolysis
Molecular function (GO): metalloendopeptidase activity; zinc ion binding
Source: RefSeq, a predicted model, not a curated record